Molecule: messenger RNA, 3067 nt
Organism: Planococcus citri (citrus mealybug)
Lineage: Eukaryota; Metazoa; Arthropoda; Insecta; Hemiptera; Pseudococcidae
Product: F-box/LRR-repeat protein 14-like
Exons: 1
Coding region: 469-1857 (462 amino acids)
Cellular component (GO): cytoplasm
Molecular function (GO): protein binding
Source: RefSeq, a predicted model, not a curated record
CUCCUUUUCUUCUCACUUCUCAGUUCUCAAAUCAUCUUCAUCUUACUUUCCCCAUUCCCCUGUUCAUCAUGAACCUCUUCCACACUUGCUGAUUUACUUUUCAGUAUUUCAGUUUUCUGUUUUUUCAUCUUUGUACUUGUAGUGAUUGUAGCUAGAUUGUAGCCUGUAGGUCCUCACAAGGUCCUCUUUAGUCGCGUCUGAGUGCGUCCGCCUUGAUCCUGUGUAAAAUUUCGGCCAAUUAUAAACGGAAUUAUAGAUGUGACUACGGGCUAGUGUUAUCGAAAUUUUCGAGUUCGUGUUGAAAAGUGUUGGUGUUUGCUAUACCGUAUUCAAGUAUUUCGUAAUUUUUUCGGUGAGGAAAAUGGUGUAGAUGAUGUUUUUGUACUUGCAUCAUUUUAGCAAACGAUAUUGACUGCUGUGUAUCGAAGUAUUUCAUGCCAUCAGAAGAGCGGAUAGAGAGGUGAUAAGAUGUUUUGUGAAAAGAUAAUCGAUGAUCGUGGAUUAUCACCGCUGCAUGAUCAUUCAACACCAAUUUUAACUGUAAUACCAACUGUAUCAAGAACUCGACGAAAUCAUCGUUUUCAUCCGUUUUCACAACAGCAACCAUUAUUGUACAGGCCUCACUUGAAUCUGCCUACCAAGGAACGUAGUCCAUCACCUCUUCAGACCGGAACUCAUAUUUCACGUUUGUAUCCAGAAAUCUUAGCUCAUAUAUUUAGUUACUUGGAUAUCAGAGAUAAAGGAAUUGCCGCACAAGUAUGUACAGCUUGGAGAGAAGCUUCUUAUCAUCAGUCAGUUUGGAGAGGAGUUGAAGCUAAACUCCAUUUACGGCGGCCGAAUCCUACGCUUGUGAAUAGUCUUACUAGUCGAGGUAUCAAACGUGUUCAAAUACUUUCGUUGAAAAAGUCAUUUCGCGAGAUCACUCAAGGUAUAGGUAAUCUAACUUCACUGAAUUUGAGCGGAUGUUUCAACGUUAGAGAUGAUAAUCUUCAUCAAGCUUUUGCUUCGUCCAUACCAACUUUAUUAAACCUUGAUUUAUCAUUGUGUAAGCAAAUUACUGAUAAAAGUGUUUUAAAGAUUGUGCAGUCGUUGGAAAAUUUAGAAAAUUUGGAGUUGGGCGGAUGCUCGAAUGUUACUGACUCGGGUUUAUUAGCUAUAGCAAACGGACUCAAAAGACUGAAAAGUUUAAACUUACGUUCAUGUUGGAACGUUUCUGAUCAGGGUAUACGAUUAAUAGCUGGUCAAACUGAUAAAAAGACUGGUAAUUUAACGCUAGAACGGUUAGGUUUACAAGAUUGUCAGCACUUAUCCGACGAAGCGUUGAAAUGUAUUUCCAUAGGUUUAACGUCUAUUACUAGUAUUAAUUUGAGUUUUUGUAUUAACAUUAGCGAUGUAGGUUUAAAGUAUUUGGCUAAAAUUCCAUCGUUACGAGAACUAAAUUUGAGCUCUUGUGAUAAUGUGUCAGACGCCGGCGUAGCGUAUCUAGCUGAAGCAGGUUCACCUAUUACUUCAUUGGACGUUUCUUUCUGUGAUAAAGUCACUGAUCAGUCAUUAGAUUAUAUAUCUAGAGGAUUAUUUAAUUUACGAUGCUUGAGCUUGACUGCGUGUCCUGUAUCUGACGAAGGCAUUUGUAAACUAGCCAAAGCACUGUCCGAUUUGGAAGUGUUGAACAUAGGUCAGUGUACUAGGAUUACGGAUCAAAGUUUGUUUGCCAUUUCGGAGUCGUUCAAAAAUCUAAAAUGCGUAGAUUUGUAUGGCUGUUCGAAAAUAUCGACUGAUGCUCGACAAGAUGCUGCUGCCAAGUUGCCAUCUCGUUGUAUCUUAAAUUUAGGCCUGUGGCCGGUGAAGAAAUCCUAGCUACCCUUUAUUUUAAGUACAUACAUCGGUGCACGUACAUAUACCUUGUAUGUAUGAAUGUAUUUUCUUCUAUUUUUUUUUUUUUUUUUUUUUUUGCAAAUGUUACAUUCACUACCAGCACUGUCAUUGUGAUAUUGAAAGAGCUCAUAACGAUUUUGAUUAUCAUUAUUUAUUAUUACGAUUUAAAAUUAUAUUCAUUUUCAUUUUUUAUUAUUAAGUUUUUUGUUUCUUGAAUUUUUGUUGGAAAAUAAUUCGUUGAGUUUGUCUUCUAUUUUGGAAAUAUUUUCCAGUUCAUUUCAGUCAAAGCUUCAUUGCAAAUUCAUCAAUUUUUUUAUCAUUUUACGCUUAUUUUUUCGUUUUAUUAAUUAUUUUCAUUUUCUAAUUAUGUUGUAUUUUUUGCUUCGUAGUUCUGUUUUUUUCCCAUUAUUAUUUAUUCAUUGUUAUAAUUUAUUUAUCUGUUCUUAUGAUUAUUUUUAAAUCAAAGCGCACGAAUUUGUUUUGUUGAUGAAUGAUGCUACAGCCAGUUACCGAAUUAGCCGCUAACCCAGCUGAUAAGCUGUUUUUUUCCCCAAAAUUUGAACUGUACAGUAUUACUUUCAUUCUCUUUUCUUAUCCAUCGAUGUAGAAUUUUUCGUAAUUUAUUUUCUUUUGGCUGAAAACCCAGUAUGUUAUUUCAUAUCUUAUGAAUUUGAUUAUUGUAUGUAUUUCAGUUCGAAAUUAGAAAUAUUGUGUAUUUAUUUUGUUGUCGAUGUCAUUUUCAAUGUUUUUAUUUCAACGUCUGUACUGUGAAAUUAAUUUUUUGCGAAUCAUGUUUUUUUUGCUUAUGACGCGUUUUUUGUUAUCGAUUAUGAUUUUUUUAAAUUUAUAUGUUUUUUGAUAGUUGAAUUUUUUAUAACUACGUUUCAUAACUUUGUGUAUGUGUGUUUUUUAAAGAACUUUUUCAAUAUCUUAUUUACGAUACUUCCCUAAAUACCAAGACCGACAAAAUUGAAGAAAAUGGAAACAUUUAUCGAAGGAAUUCAUCGUUUUCAAAAUAUUCUGUUUUAUUUGUCUACUUUCUGUGUCAUAAUGUUUUUAAAAAAAGUUCAAAUAAUUGAUUGGUUAUUUUUCGAAGGUGUAAACGAACUUUGUAGUGUCUGAAUGAAUAAAGAUUCAAUGCAAUUUUUUCGUAUUGUUUGUAUUAUUUUCAAUAAAUUGAUAUUUCAUUAAU